Messenger RNA from Pelagomonas calceolata, 1036 nucleotides. The record is from the annotation of a GenBank genome assembly. NCBI's taxonomy places the organism in Eukaryota, Pelagophyceae, Pelagomonadales, Pelagomonadaceae.
AUGGCGAGACUCCUGCUGCUCGCCGCGACGGCCGCCGCCCUCUGCUGGCCCGCGGCCGACGAAGACGCGAAGCCGUUGUUCUGGCUCCACGCGCCGAAGACGGGCUCGAGCCUCCGCGAGUUUCUGGUCGACUACUCGUGCGGACCGCCGGCGCGACCCGAGAGUCCGCGAUCCCGGGCGGCCGCGGACCUCGCGCUGACGCGGCGCCUCGAGCGCUGCGCCCGCAACGCGAGCGCACUGUACCGGUUUGACGAGAAGUCGUUCAAGUACCACAAGUCCUUCUUCCCGAAGUUCGAGGACGGCACCCGCCGGAAAAGGCGCAACGGCGCGCGCGGCGCCCAGGAAUGGAUGAGGGGAGGCGACGCGCCGUACGCCACUUCCAACAAAUGCGCGCACGCGGGCGUCGCGAUAUUUAGGGAGCCGCGCUCCCGCCUCGCGUCGGCCUUCUUCAUGAAGGGCCGAGACCAAAAAUGCAUGGGCUUCCAGACGCAUGCGUCGUUACCAAAAAAGGUGACGACGGCGCUCUGCGAGCGGUUCCGGGCGCUGCCGGAGGCCGAGGCGCUGCGGGAGUAUGCUAAACGACCGGAGGUCCGGAACGUGCAAACGAAGAUGAUUCUCGGCAUUUAUCGCUACGCCGACCGCGCGGACGCGAGCCUGGACGUGGGCGAGGCGAUCCGGCGCCUCCGCGAGUGCUUCCCCUUCGUCGGCCUGCAGGAGCGGUGGGGCGAGUCCUUGUGGCUCUUCUCGCGGACGAUGCGCGGCGCGGCCCCGUUCAGUGCCGAGCGCGCGGCUGUCAACACGCGCCCCGGCGCCUACGACCGCGAGACGGCCGUACGGCAUCUCGACGACUACGUUGACCGGGACACGGAGCUGUACGCCGCGGCGGUGCAGAUCUACGAGGGGCGCCUCGCCGCCGCGCGACGCGGAGAAGCAUGUAUAUAAACUUGGAAUUAACUACACGUCGCGUCGAUGGCGUGUACCACGCAGCGACGCCGCCGCCGCCGCGAGGCAUUCCCGCGCGCAGGUCAAAAAAGUA